AUGGAUUUUCAAAACAGGAAGUAUACAAAUUCAACAUCGACUUAUGACAAUUUACACACUAUCAUUCCCAACAAGAACCUAUACGAAGACCAUCUCGUGUUUAACUCGUUACCACUGACGAGGCACGACAUAGUGAAUUCACUUAUUAACAAGCCCGAGUUAAACCAGAGAAACGAUCCAGCAGAGAAAGACGCAUUAACGAAAGUCAAGAAAGCCGCUUGGGUAACACAAGACGGAAACAACCAAAGAGGUCAUUCUAGAGAAACAGAAUUUCCCCUACUGACCUACCCAAGACUAAGAUACUUCUUUCAGUGGCAACGAGAAGUAAAACUUUUGGUCGAGACGCACCAAAUCGGAGCACAGAACCAUUCGGCAAUACUAGCGCAGAUAGUCGACUCAAAUUUGCAAACAGUCAUUUACAAAGCUAACAACUUUGCGGAUCAGAUGAAAGCAUUACAGAAAGAGGCGAGAUAUAGCUUUAGAGAACAAGACAGAAUUCCUUGCGAGCAAAAUAAUUUUGUUUUCUUCAAAGACUAUAUUGCAGACGCAGAGCGAAGAGUACAGUUCGAAGACAUACUCGGAUACAAUGACACGUAUGAACACGUAGCAACACAUUCUUUAGCUAAGAUUGUAGCAGGAUUAGCUCCACUCACAAAAGUAGAGUUUAUUCGACGACAAACAGCCGGAGAAUCUUAUGGAAGCAUAUUUGCAGACAUCUGUCAACACGAAGAACAGAUAGCAGAAAGCACGCAGCAUUACAUUGCUUGCCGUAACAGGCUAAUUCCCCAGUUUCCAAACACACCUCAACACAGGGUAAGAACGGAACUACCGACAAAAACUUACUCGACAGCGUCAUCCAAACAGUCGAAACAUUCAAAGACUAACAAAUAUUGCUCUUUCCAUAAAGUCAAUACGCACAACACGGAGGAAUGCCGUAAAGCGAAAGAAUCGUCCGCAAGCGAGAAAUCAGCGGAAGCAAAAAACUAA
Nematocida major is the source of this 987-nucleotide messenger RNA. RefSeq lists its product as uncharacterized. The transcript has a single exon. The record is from RefSeq and is a predicted model, not a curated record. The coding region runs from base 1 to 987 and encodes 328 amino acids. NCBI's taxonomy places the organism in Eukaryota, Fungi, Microsporidia.